AUGUCUGCUCCCAGCACUGCAUCAUCGAGCCCGCCUGCGACUAGCCCUGGUGGUGAAGAUGUUGAUAGCAGAUGGACCGAGGACGAUGGUUUGGGUGCUGGACACCACGCCAACCCAGUACAUAUAUCGAGCAGACCUGAAAGUGACGAUGCAAUGAUGGCUACAGAGACUAGAUCAAGGAACCAAAGUGGUGUUGCCAGUGACUCAGAAAUGAUAACCGGAAGCAGUUCAAGACAGGAUGGAAAUGACGGUGAAAAUGAGGAUAGAGAUGAUCUCACCUUGCCUCUUACACAUGAAUACAUCUCCGCUGGAUCGGAAAAUCAAGAAGGAACAACAUCAACACAAGACAGUUCGACCUCCGGACAGCAAGUAUUACCGAGCCACACAGCCAGAGACCGCAAAAGACGUUUGACCAGCUCAAGCAACCACGAUCGACUGCAACGGGCACGUUCUGGAGACUUAGCGAGACUAGAAACCCCUUCCUUAGUGCCUCAGAGAUCAGUCUCUAUGGUAAUUCCAACAAGGAAAAAGUCCGGUAUGAAUGGCCCAGGGUCAUCAUAUGCAACAGCCAUUGAUAUCACCUCUUCGCCUCCAGAUGCUGGUCCAUCUGCCAGCCGCCGAAACGAUGAUAUACCUUCUUUAACAGAGUCCAUGACCUCUAGCGGCAGUGAUCAAGGCCCGUCUGAUACACGCAUGCUUUGGGAAUCUGGCCCUCUGCCUGUUUCGUCCACCAUUCAUCCUCCACAUAGGCACCAUUCGUCCAGUUUACGGGGCAGUAUAUUGGAUCCGUAUACACAAUAUCCCCAGUCAGGCAGGCCGCGAGGACAGUCCGAAGCGAUCAGGAAUCCCAGGCGUGAACGUCCUUCGGGGGUGGGUUGGCAAGCAUCAGGGACAGAUGAGAGGACUUUGCGUGCUUUCCUGUCUGGAUCCUCGGAUACGCAGACAUUGGCAGAGGCACUGAGGGGCUCUCAGGAUGAGGGGGAAAUGGAGACGACUUUGCCGCGAUGGCAGCCCGAUGCGGAAGUGACGAAUUGCCCAAUUUGUGGCGUGGUGUUCAGCUUUUGGUAUCGAAAACAUCACUGUCGGAAGUGUGGUCGGGUGGUGUGUGCCUCUUGCUCCCCGCACCGAAUUACCAUCCCCAGGCAGUAUAUUGUUCGCCCCCCUGAGUUCUCCCAGUUGCCUGAACACUCUCCCACUCCGCCUCGCCAAAUUGUUGAUCUAACCGAAGAGGAUCCAAUUGAAUCACCGACCAUUAAUCCUGCUCUGGGUGGAGGAGAAGAAGUCCGCCUCUGCAAUCCUUGCGUCCCAGAUCCGAACCCCAACCCACUGGGUUAUGGACGGACGCGAGGUCAUCGCCCUUCCCAUUCUUUGCCAUCUGGCAUGGGUAACCGCUUUCCUCGCGAAUCGGGUGAGGGCUCCGCGAACCGCCAAGCUCUCCGGCACUACGGCCCUGAGUCCCUGCGGGCUAGUAAUAAUGGGCGGCAGAGCCUUCGUGAGGAAGAGCCGGGCUACGAAUCUCCCCUCGACCUGACCACCUCCCAUCAGCGCCCGGCUCCAUGCGAGCAAGAUCUAUGUCCCAUCUGUGGGCGAAGAUUCCCCACAAUCAGCCGCGAGCAGCCAAUUGAGGCACGCGAGGCGCAUAUUCGGCAGUGCAUCGAUAACUACGGUGCCCCGGCUGCAGCACAACCCGUUUCCUCCGCGCGCCGGGGCCCGCCACCGCCCCCACCUCCGCCACCGGUGUCUCGAAUGCUGGAAUUCGCCGCCACAGAGAAGGAUUGCAUCGGUGAGGAUGGAGGUCCCGCCGAGUGCACCAUCUGCAUGGUGGACUACGAGGGUGGAGACUUGUUGGUCCGCCUGGAGUGCUUGUGCAAGUUCCACAAGCACUGCAUUCUGGACUGGUUCGUGCACAAGAUGGAGUGCCCAGUGCACAAGGUAGCAUAG
This is a messenger RNA of Penicillium longicatenatum, 1941 nucleotides long. Its product is annotated as phosphatidylinositol-3-phosphate-binding ubiquitin-protein ligase. Bases 1 to 1941 code for a protein of 646 amino acids. The record is from RefSeq and is a predicted model, not a curated record. Gene Ontology annotation, molecular function: metal ion binding. Lineage: Eukaryota; Fungi; Ascomycota; Eurotiomycetes; Eurotiales; Aspergillaceae. The transcript is spliced from 2 exons.